This is a messenger RNA of Colletotrichum tamarilloi, 3345 nucleotides long. RefSeq lists its product as uncharacterized. The coding region runs from base 1 to 3345 and encodes 1114 amino acids. Lineage: Eukaryota; Fungi; Ascomycota; Sordariomycetes; Glomerellales; Glomerellaceae. The record is from RefSeq and is a predicted model, not a curated record. The transcript has 3 exons.
AUGGAUCCUGUAACCAUUGUCACUGCUGCAGCUUCUCUGGCAGGCGCCGUCCUGAAAGCCUCUUGGAAAGUUAAAGAGACCAUCGACGCCUACGACGACGCACCUCAAAACGUAGCAGACAUUGCUGAAGAGGUACAUGCGGUACAAAUAGCGCUCCGACAGGUUGAGAGCGUCGUGCUUCAGGAUCCAGAAGCCAUUGACCGGCUAGGCUUGGAGGAUGUCUUUACCGUGGCCGUCAACGGGUGUCAUGCUACGCUUUUGUCUAUCAGCAAAGAGUACGAGGAUCUGUUUCUCCGGACUGACUGGAAGACCAAGAUCAAAGUCCUGUGGAAGGAGGGAGAAAUGACACGGCUGCUUGGGCGACUAGACCGCAAGAAAGCUACGUUGACGCUAUUGACGCAGACGUUGAACCUUCGAUCAACCCAGGACAUAAAGACAUUGUUGAUGCAAAAUCAGUCAACCUUGAACGCAGCAAAGCAAGAUGUCCGAGAACCUGCGGCGUACUACCCAGAUGUACCUGACUUCCGACCAGCUAGUCCCGAUUCCCUGGAUGAAGGCAGCGUGAUCGGUGUCCCAAGGAACAGGGACUCAGUCAUUAGCACCACGGAGUUUGACUUUGACUACGACUUAAUCAACACUAAGACAUACCGACGAGCGCUCCAAAGAUAUGCCUCUUUCAGCACGCGUACCAGCUCAUCAGUGGAGCAAAGUGCAGACGAGUCGCCUGUUGCGACAUCAGAUCUCGAGCCAGUCAUGGAGGAAGAAGCCGAAGUAGAGGAUCUCAUCAGUUUCUCCCCCGAGGACUUGAGUUUGCAAACACCCUUGAGUCGGGCGACGACAUUGCGACCAGAGCUAGAAGUCACCGACUGUGAUACCCCGCCAGCGACACCACCUAAGGACUUAGAUCACAACAAGGCUGUGGCGCACGUAGAGCAGCUUAAAGCUUCUGGUUCGAAAGAAGGAAGGGACACAGAGACGCCCGAACCCUCCGAUGAUUCAAAGGCAAAGAGAACAUCAUCCCGCAGGAAGCUAGACAGGCGUCCACCAAGACGCCUCGCGGCAGCAGAAGCAGCAGCGGAGAAGUUUCACAGACGAAGCAGGCACGGAAAGUCGGGCACUGCAGCGGAUCAGGAGCUCGAGGUAUCAUCCAACACGAGCACUGGAAUGCUCAGCCGAAGUGUCAGCUUUGAUGAGCCACUUGCAGAUACUGCGUCUCAAUCAUCUGGGAAGCCAGAUAAGUUGAGAAGUCGGCUCCAGAUUCUCAAAUUUAACGAGGAAAACCUCGAGAUCUUUGCGACACUAAACCAGGUAGUACUGGGCGACACUGAAAAGACAACUACGAAGUAUGCUGCUUUGUCCUACACAUGGGGUCAUCCAGUUACAUCUACGGAGCAAUGGGGGCCAUACAGUGUCAAGCCUGAGAAGACGAUCGCCAAAGCGAAGCUCAUCUUGGUCCAGCCCGGAGACUAUCGUCGCAUGCUAAGCGACGACAAUGUCAUCAGCGACUGUACCUGGGUCGACCCAUCACGGCUCUCAGAGUACGAGAUGACUGAGAACCUAUCUGACUUUCUUCUAAGCUUGACGAGCCGAUCCGAGGAACGCGGUGCACACAUACCUCACGUUUGGAUCGAUGCCGUCUGCAUAGACCAGACGAACCCUCAAGAAAAGGCCGUCCAGAUCCCACUCAUGGGUGAGAUCUAUGCGCAGUCUUCAGCGGUCUACAUCUGGCUAGGGAAGCACGAUCGAGACCUCCAGGGUCUGUACUGGAUAUACAGAGAGCUGUUGCCGGCAAUCAGAGAGCAUCAGAAACAAAUAUCCUCAUAUCAGGAGUUUUUCAAGUGGCUUCAGUCGUAUGGACCCGGCGAUGAACGACUCCUGGUAGAUCUUGGGCUCAAGCUCGAGAAUACCUCUCUGAAGAAUCAGUGGAUCACAUAUCUCAUGUUCUUCGCGACAAGGUCCUGGUUCUUCAGGGCUUGGACCUUGCAGGAGGCUGUGGUUGCCAGCAACCCUGUCUUUGUUGUUGGAAACGACUUCCAUGUCUUGAGCUGGGCUGAUACCUGGGAUUUGAGAAGAAUCGUCCAGGCCUGGAGCAACGGUCUAUCAGAACUCACAAUGCACAACAAAAAGCUUGCUCCCGAGUUGAGAGGCAUUCGUCUCAUUCGAGGCUGGACUGAGAUAUUUCCCCUUCGAAGUACCUUCUCGAGCUGCCUCCGAGCUGAAAGUCGGGAGCAAUGGGUUCAGACAUGGUCAUUAUUGCUCUUUAUCGCCACGUCAAAGGACUGCACUGUGACGGUCGACAGAGUCUACUCGACCUUUGGCAUGGCCAAGAUGAUUUGCCCACCAGAAGCCAGCGGAUUCCCAGAAGUUGACUUUUCACGGUCCGCCACCGAAGUCUUUACAAAUGUCGCUCAGUUUCUGCUGUGCAACAGCGGAGGUCUGAGUCUGCUGUCUCUCGUUACAGAUCGGACGUUUAUCAAAACGACUGGUAUGCCUUCUUGGGUGCCAGACUUUGCCAUCAAAGGAGAUCAAGGCCACUUACUUUCCUCCGUAACAAAGUUUAAAGCCUCUGCGGGUAUUCCUGUAGAGCCUCUACCUCGUCACGACGGUGAUUGCAUUACUUUCCGGGGGAAAAGGGUCGGCAAGAUUGCAUUCAUUCCGCCUAAUGGUGGCAAGUUUAGCCCCUUUGCGCUUCAAGUUGCUCUCUGCAUUCCUCAUCUGCCCGAAAAGUACCCGGCAAGUACCGCGGACAGCGCUGAAGCUCUGUGGAGGACUUUGAUAUACGACUUGGGCGAGACUCCCACCACAUCUACAGGGGCAGCCGCCGAAGGAGGAGCUGAUCCAAAACAUGCACAAGGCUUCAAGCAAUGGUUUACAAUUGACUUGACGACAUAUCUCAAUAGGGAUGGGCAUGGCUUGGAAAGACACGAGAGCCGCGAAUUCGGCUGUAUCCUUUCGUCCGACUUUCAAAAAGCUCAUAGCGAGCUCAUUCCAUCCCUGGAUGAGAUCCAUCACAUCGUUCACUACAUACUGGCACACCCGCAACUGGUGCAUCCAUCGCAGGUCCAAGGGCCACUCGGCAGGUCAUACCACACUUUGAUGACUCCUAUCAUUAUGAACAGACGACUGUUUGUUACUGAUCAAGGGUUUAUCGGAUUGGCAAAGUUAUCGGCUCGCAUAGGCGACGAAGUUUGGGUCCUUGCUGGUGGUAGGGUUCCCUACAUCAUGAGACCGAUAGAGGAUGCUAAGAGGUUCUCGCUGGUUGGGGAUGCUUAUGUACACGGUCUGAUGGAUGGGAGUUGGUCUGUCACGAGUCACGCGACUGUUGAGGAUGUUCAGGUUGUGUGA